AUGCGUAGCGCUUCCUUAUGGUCUGGCUCACCAACCAUAACACACAAAGCCAAAGUUGCGUGGAAAGAUCUUUGCUGUCCAAAGGAGGAAGGAGGUCUUGGAAUCCGGCGUCUCUGUGACACUUCCCGAGUGUUUGCGUUAAGUCUCAUUUGGAAGCUUUUUUCUCUAUCUGGAUCUCUGUGGGUGGCCUGGACGCGAGAGUUCCUGCUAAAGGCCAGUUCCCAUUGGGACGCCAAGGAGAAUAAGGGUUCCUGGAUCUGGCGCAAACUUUUAAAACUGCGCCCCCUAGCUUAUGAGUUUAUACGAUAUGAGGUUAAAGAUGGCAAAUCGAUCUUCUUUUGGUUUGACAACUGGUUGCAAACAGGGAAACUGCUGAGCUUAACAGGGGAUCUUGGAAUCCGAUACCUAGGAGUUCACAGGUCUGCUAUAUUAGCAGAGGCAAGUGAAGAUGGGAACUGGCUUAUUAGGAGAAUACCAGACGUAACAGCAGGGCCUGAUAUUGCACUAUGGAGGCAUGAACAAGAUGAUUUCAAGCCCUCGUUUUCUGCUGCAAAAACCUGGAACAAUAUGCGCCUCACCCAAAGCAAGGUACCGUGGCACCGUCUGGUUUGGUUUCCUCAGGCCAUUCCUAGGCAGUCUUUCAUGGUAUGGCUUGCUAUUAAAGACAGAUUAUCAACUGGAGUACGGAUGAGAAUAUGGAUGAAUAUAGCACAAAAACUACUAGGAGCAGCAAUAACGCCGGAUUGGGAGGGCACUAUCGUCACCCUUCUAAAACCCAACUGUCAUAAACUCGACAUCAUCCUGCUCAGACUUGCUUUUCAGUCAGCUAUCUAUACACUAUGGAGGGAAAGGAAUUCAAGAAGACAUGGAGGUCCUUCAGUGGUCAUGACAAACCGAACCAUUGGAAAGUUGGUAAAGAAUCGUAUCACCUCUUUCAAGUAUAAGGGGACUCACAAGCUUGAAGGUCUGAUGAGGAGAUGGUUUGAGGUCUAUUCAGACUAA
This is a messenger RNA of Raphanus sativus (radish), 1002 nucleotides long. RefSeq lists its product as uncharacterized. Bases 1 to 1002 code for a protein of 333 amino acids. The transcript has 3 exons. NCBI's taxonomy places the organism in Eukaryota, Viridiplantae, Streptophyta, Magnoliopsida, Brassicales, Brassicaceae. The record is from RefSeq and is a predicted model, not a curated record.